This is a messenger RNA of Cyclocybe aegerita, 390 nucleotides long. The record is from the annotation of a GenBank genome assembly. NCBI's taxonomy places the organism in Eukaryota, Fungi, Basidiomycota, Agaricomycetes, Agaricales, Hemipholiotaceae.
AUGCUGGGCAAGAUCCCAGGUACCGCCUUCAGCAUCCGAAUCUGGCCUGGCAGUGCGUCCGUGUGCCAGUUCAGUCUCAAUUUUGUCAAUUCGGCGUCGGAAAAACCUCCCCCCAAAGCAAAGUACGAACUCUACCUCGCUAACGCUGCGUUCAGGGGCAACAUGCACCGUAUCAAGUCUCUUGAAGCUGCAUUCUGUCAUGGACAAGUCAUUGAGGAAGGGGCAGAGUCCUUUCUCGUUUCUCGUGAGGCAAGAGCAGGAGGUAGAGUAGUGCUCAUGCGUCCGGAUGGUCCAGGGUCGUUCGUUGGAUUUAAGAUCCCCACACACUCGAAGGCUCCACAGCCAACGUAUGAGAGAAUUGAACUUGUCUACGCAAACCAUCUUGCUUAG